This is a messenger RNA of Chanos chanos (milkfish), 2131 nucleotides long. It is a transcript of the gene f9b, whose product is annotated as coagulation factor IXb. The transcript is spliced from 8 exons. Gene Ontology annotation, molecular function: calcium ion binding; serine-type endopeptidase activity. Gene Ontology annotation, cellular component: extracellular region. NCBI's taxonomy places the organism in Eukaryota, Metazoa, Chordata, Actinopteri, Gonorynchiformes, Chanidae. Gene Ontology annotation, biological process: proteolysis; blood coagulation. The record is from RefSeq and is a predicted model, not a curated record. The coding region runs from base 100 to 1608 and encodes 502 amino acids.
AGUGCAAACACUGUUGUUUUGAACUUUGGAACAAACGGUCGAUUUGUUCAAUUCCUUUGACUUGCUUUCUCGUUGAAGUUUUAAACUGACCCAUAGAAAAUGGACAAGUUUUGUCUUACCAUAAUUGUAACUAAUCUGCUGCUGGAGAACUGGCUCAUUUCUGGAGGUGUGGUGUUUAUCCCUGGGCCAUCGGCAAAUUCUGUUCUGAGGAGACAGAGACGGUAUAAUUCAGGUGGUUUUGAGGAGCUUAUGAAGGGCAAUCUAGAGCGGGAGUGUAUUGAGGAGCGCUGUAGCCUGGAGGAGGCCCGCGAGGUCUUUGAGGAUCACGAGAAAACAAUGGAAUUCUGGGUCGGCUACAUCGAUGAGGACCAGUGCUUGUCCUCACCGUGCCAGAAUGGAGGAACGUGUGAAGAUGCCUUGAGGUCAUACGUAUGCUGGUGCCAAGUGGGUUUUGGUGGGAAGAACUGUGAGUUAGAGAUGCAAAAACAGUGUGAAGUCAGUAAUGGAGAUUGCGAGCAUUUCUGUACGGUGGACAAACUGUGGCGUGUGUCCUGUGACUGUGCAGUGGGAUACCGACUGGCCAGCGACAAGAGGAAAUGUGAACCUAUAGGAGAGUUCUCCUGCGGCCGUAUCUCUGAGAAAAUACUCCCGUUGCUAUCCGCGAGAAGCAUGGGCCACGUGCCCUCCUCUGACCUUUUUAACGUAUCAGAGAGCAACGUUACAGCGGGUAACACAACAGAAACGCCAGCUACCGCUAAUGGAGCCAUCUCUCCUCCCUCGGUGAGCAACAUACCGAGCUGGGUUUUCUAUCCUACCGCGCAAACCUUGAGCGAAAAAACCAAUAAUCAAACGCGCAUCGUCGGGGGUAACGAAGCUACCCCAGGAGAGGUCCCUUGGCAGGUGGCGCUGAUCAAUAAGAAAACCGGGGCAGUUUUCUGUGGAGGUUCCCUCCUGAGUGAAUAUUGGGUAAUUACAGCUGCCCACUGCCUGGUGGAAGACAAAAUAGGUCCCUUUUCCGUCAGGGCAGGAGAGCACAAUGUUUUAACGUCAGAGGGGACGGAGAGCAACCAUGACGUGGCCGAAUAUCACAUGCACCCACGUUACGACGCCAAACGCAACCCGUACAACCACGACAUCGCUCUCCUCCGGCUCCAAACGCCCGUCGCUCUGUCCGAAUACGCCCUGCCCAUCUGCCUCGGACCCGGGGACUUCACGGAGAAGCUCCUGAAAAGCGCCCGCAACUCCCUGGUGAGCGGCUGGGGUCGGCUCCGUUUUGGGGGCCGGGAGUCCGCCACCCUGCAGAAAGUGGAGGUGCCCUUCGUGGACCGCACUGCGUGUAAAGGGAGCAGUAAAGAGCACGUGUCCCGUUUUAUGUUCUGCGCCGGGUACACCACCGGAAGCAAAGACUCAUGCCAAGGAGACAGUGGUGGACCCCAUGCCACCAAAUUUCUCAACACCUGGUUCCUCACAGGGAUCAUCAGCUGGGGAGAAGAGUGUGCCAAAGAGGAAAAGUAUGGAGUUUACACCCGGGUAUCCAAAUACUUGAACUGGAUUAGUAAUGUGACCGGGCUCCACAAAGCUUCCUCUAGUGCUGAUCCUACAGACUGAAGAUCAGCCCAAGGCCUGUAACUCUGUUGAGAAAUAUGUAACCAUUCACAAUAGAUAUCCCUGUAACAGUCCACUGUCUCAUUCAUUCACAAACUAAAAGUAAUGAUCGGUUAUUGACUAGAAUUUAAAAAUAAAAACAAAAAACAAAAACCAGUCCGAACAAAUUACAGGUUCUAUACAGUCUGGCAAGAUUUACUUAACAUCACAAUUAUUCUACAGACAUAUUGUAGCGACCAGGAAAAAAAAAUAUAGAACCAUUCAUCUUGCACAUUGUGCUUAUAUAUUCAGUGAAAUCUCAUAUUUGAUAUUCACUUUUCCACAUUUAAUAUUCACAUGAGGUUACUCUCUUCUUGGUAUCUUUCAAAUGUACAUACUAGUAUAUAACCAAAGUGCAAUGGCUUCAUAAAGCAUACAAGUUGAUAAAGUUCCACAUUACACAUGUUUGGAUGUCAUCUCAGUUCACUAUGACAGCAUCAGUCUUUUCCCCUGUCACUUUAAUAAACCCCAAUAUGACAGACAAAAA